Molecule: messenger RNA, 1853 nt
Organism: Cydia strobilella
Lineage: Eukaryota; Metazoa; Arthropoda; Insecta; Lepidoptera; Tortricidae
Exons: 1
Coding region: 56-1846 (596 amino acids)
Source: RefSeq, a predicted model, not a curated record
UAAUUUCAUGCCCUACGUGUGCCGGACCACAAUGUUUUGAGUCCAACACUAUAAAAUGGCUUUGAACAAUUCACAGCUUUUCAUCAACAACGAUUUAUCAUUCAUUACACAUAUGAGUAAGAUAGCUGCAAAAAUUGCAUUUUACAAUUUUGAAUGGCGAUACGUUACUUUGGUUAUGUUUAACAAUAUUAAGUUAAUUGGUUUGGCGACAUUCUUAAGCAAUUACAACCAGUCGGUACAGUUAAAACUGGGACAAUUUAUACCUCAUCGUCGACUCGCAUCAAUACAUCAAGUCGUGUUGUUUGGACAGGAAUCUUCAGAGAUAGCAGAUAUGCUUCGAUGGCUUGCCCAGAACCAAUAUGAUACAACAGGAAAAUAUGUCAUUUUGUGCUAUUCUACCGUAAGUGAAAAAUGUGGUGAUAAAGUAAUGUUCGAAACAUUAUCCAAUGUUUUUAUAGUAAAUGUGUUAUUAAUUAAAGGUUCCCUCGGAGACAAAGAGCCCACAAUAUCUUCGUAUUUUCUUGUUUUACCAGAGAAAUGCCUGAAUAGCGAUCCUGUAAAGUUAAACAUUAGUUUAAACUGCCCGGAUGAUUCUUGUUUUAACUCAGUUUACCCAAAAAAGUUUUCGAAUAUGUAUCAGUGCCCUUUUAUUGUGUCAACAUUUGAACAAGAUCCAUUUAUGCAUUUGAGCAAUGAUAGCGCUCCAAAAGGUAAAGACGGUGAUCUUUUGACUUCAGUGGUGGAUAUUUUGAACGCUUCACUUGUCAUAAAAACACCAAAAGAUGACAGCGACUGGGGCGAAUUCGUGAACAACAACUGGACGGGGUCUCUCGGGGACGUGUUCAACGGCGUAACUCAAGCUGCGAUGUGCUCCGCUCUGCUGUCUCCUGAUAAAUAUGCAAAUUUUCAAAUUUCUUUCACGUACAGUUCCAUGGAUAUACCUAUAGUGUGGGCUGCAGGCCUACCUGCCGUGAAGCCGGCCUGGGUAAAACUGUUAUACCCUUUGAAAAUUAACGUAAGGAUGCUAAUACUUUUUUUAUUUAUUGGAAUAAUUUUUAUGAAUACAUUUACAAAGACGCGUGCUUGGAGGAAACUUAUAAGAGCCCUGAGAAUAAGCCCGCUGAAGUCGAACUUGCUAUUUUAUUCUUGGGUUAUAUUUAUGGGGCUGCCUGUAAUUAAAAUACCCUCAAAGCUAUCUCUACUUAUGGUGAUCGGAACCUGGAUUUGGUUAUGCUUUUUUAUCAGGACGGCGUACGAGGCGGCGCUGAUAAGCAUUAUGAAACAGACUAUUCAUGACGAGCCAUUUGAUACAUUUGAAGACGUCCUUGCGACCAAAAAGCCAUUUGUAGGAAUCAAUAUUUACAAAGAAUAUUAUUCAGAUGAUAAUUUCUUAUACGACAAUUAUAUCGCCAUGAACCUAGCAGAAGGGUGCCAAACUGUAGACAGUAUUUCAAAUGGCAGUUUAGACUUUGUGAUUGCUAUGAACGAAGAAACGGUUUAUUUUAGGCUAAUGAAGCAUAAAGGUACAAGACAUUUGCAAAUAAUACCGAAAAAGAUUGCAAAUAUCCCAACUGUUAUAUUUUUCAAGAAGUUUUCUCACUUAACUGCUCCUGUAAGUCGUAUCUUGAGUGCUUCUCUGGAAGGCGGAUUUAGUGAAAGAAUGCAUGCCCAUUUUUUCAGAAAGGGCAUUUCAUUACUACGCAACUCGAAGCAUCAACGCACAGAAGCGCUUCGCCUGGAACAUUUUAUGGGCAGUUUUCUGGCUUUACUCGGCGGUUACGUUAUUUCGGUUAUAUUUUUUGCUGUUGAAGUAAUAUGUGGACGAAUUGUAAAUUCUCAAUAUUAAGUAGGUA